GAAGGGCAAUAUACUCCAACGAACGCAACGAUGAAGCUCACCCAGUCUUUCGGAGCCCUUCUCUUUGCUGCUGCUGCGCUCGCGCAAAACGUCAUCAUCACUCUCCCCACUGAGGGUCAGUCCGUCACGGCCGGGUCAAACAUCACCGUCGACGUCGAGCGGCCCGAACAACUGACAGGAUUCGACCAAGUCGCACUCAUCAUCAGCAUGACAUCCUGCGCGAGUGGCGCAUGCCUGCCCAUGGCCGAAGGACUUGACAUCAUCCUGUACAAUGGCGCGUUCAAUCCCGUCGAGCCGAACCCGAACCCGGCGCACCAGCAGCCGAACCAGAACUUCACGGUCGCCAUCCCCGCGGCAUUGCAGAAGGGCGAAGCGCUGAUUGGGGUGACGCAGAUUGCGCUUGUCUCUGCGAGUUUGGCACUGUGGGUCGAGUAUCAGAAUGUUACGGUGAACGUGGUGUAGAGAAUUGUGCGGGCCAUGUUCGCUUUGAUCUUUCACGGGAAAUCCGGACGGUUUGCUUCAUUAUGGAUGGUUAACUGGAGACAAAUUGGGUUACUAUAGCAUGGUUAAUUCGUAAUCAAGUACUAUAAUGACGCAUUUGAAAUUCGG
Molecule: messenger RNA, 609 nt
Organism: Coniophora puteana RWD-64-598 SS2
Lineage: Eukaryota; Fungi; Basidiomycota; Agaricomycetes; Boletales; Coniophoraceae
Exons: 3
Coding region: 31-462 (143 amino acids)
Source: RefSeq, a predicted model, not a curated record